GAAAAUAAUAAUAAGCCAGAUAGAUUAGUUUAGGUGACAUGUUAUAGAGCCCCUAUGCGAUGGCAAAAGGGUGUUUUUUUUCUUCUGACUCAACUGUCGAUGCAAACAGUGAAAAUGCAAACAAAAGAAGAUUAAGAAGCCUCUGAACCUUUGUACAUAUUAUUUGUCUCAGAGUCCAUUGGCCACAGAGAGGCUUUAAGGUCGCUUGUUUUCCAGCUCGCAGCCAGAUUUCCUCUCCUGUUUGUUGGAACAACGUUAAAAUGUUUUUCACCUGGACUUUGCUGGCCCUGCUUUUUACUUUGAUAUUACUAUAUGGAAUAUCGCCAUAUCGGUUCUUCAAAAAGCUGGGGAUACCUGGACCGAGGCCGCUGCCUUUUAUUGGAACGAUGCUGGGCAUGAGGAAGGGAUUUCUUGCUUUUGACAGAGAGUGCCAUGCCAAAUAUGGGGACAUCUGGGGGUUGUACGAUGGACAAAUGCCGGUGUUAAUGGUAACCGACCCUGAGAUUGUUAAAACUGUUAUGGUGAAAGAGUGCUACUCUUUAUUUACCAACCGCAGGGAUACUGGUCUCUUCAGCGGACCUCUGGAUGAUGCAGUGGUAGCAGUGAAAGACGAAAGGUGGAAACGGAUUCGCAACACUCUGUCUCCAUGCUUCACCAGCGGCAGACUGAAACAGGUUUUUCCCCUCGUUGCCCGCUAUGCAGAACGACUUGUUGCAAAACUUGAGGAAACAAAUCUGGAUGAACCCAUCAAUGUUAAACAGUUUGUGGCUCCUUACAGUUUAGACACUGUGACCAGUGCUUCUUUCAGUGUGGAGAUAGACUCCAUAAACAAUCCAAACGACCCUAUUAAUGUUCAAAUUAUGAAGGUCCUUAAAGUCAACAUUGGGCUUUUCUUUUUGCUAGUGGCAUUUCCCCUCGGUCGUCGUCUGUUAAAGCAGCUCAAAAUUGAGAUCAUCCCCAAAGAAAACAUGAACUUUUUCCUCAACAUCAUCAAGCGAUUUAAAGAUGAGCAUCGUGAAGACAAAUCUACACGACCAGACUUCCUGCAUGUGUUGAUUCAGAGUGAGAUCCCAGAAAAGAACUAUAAGAACAAUGAAGAACAGCCAAGUAAAGGUUUGACUGAACAUGAGAUACUUUCCCAGGCCUUCGUCUUCAUCCUUGGAGGCUACGACACCACUAGUAACACUGUUACUAACAUCCUUUAUAAUCUGGCUACAAACCCUGAUGUGUUGCAGACCUUACACAAAGAAAUCGAUGAUAACCUGAAGGAAGAUGCGCCCAUUUCAUACGAGGAGCUGACCGGUCUACAGUACCUGGACCAAGUUAUACUUGAAUCGAUGCGAUUGAUUCCCGUUGUCCCUCGCCUCGACAGGGUGUGCAAAAAAACUGUUAAAGUGAAUGGCCUCACCAUCCCUGAGGGAACCGUGGUUGGAAUUCCUAUGUGGUUGUUGCACAAAGACCCACGCUACUGGAACUCACCUGAGCUUUUCAGACCAGAGAGGUUUAGUAAAGACAGCGGGGAGGAGGUGAACCCAUACGUGUACAUGCCAUUUGGACUCGGCCCUCGUAACUGUGUUGGGAGGCGCUACGGCCUACUCACCACGAAGAUGGUUAUUGUCUGUCUCUUGCAGAAGUACACUUUGGAAACAUGCAAAGAGACCAUGAUUCCACUUCAGAUUGACUGGAAGUUUGAACCUGUUCAGCCUGUAAAACUCAAGUUUGUUCCCAGAAAAGAGUAAUCUAAGAGGGAACGUCUCCAAAUCCCAUCAAACAUGUUUUUAUAUCUGCUGCCAAGAUAACGUUCACUGAGUUGAUAUUUUCAGCUACUUUAAAAUGUUAUUUGAAUCAGAGCAGGGUAAACAUCUGAUUUUUGUUUUUUUGCUGUGUUGAUCUCUUUUAAUUACUUUUAUUUAAAUUGUGUUGAAAAUUUGAUCUAUUUUGUGUCCAAAAGCUACACCAGUCGGUGUCUUAAAUGGACCUUACACUCAAGAGAUUUUGACUUUAACGUCUAUACAUUUUUAAAUUAUAAUUGCAUUUAUUAAAUCAUAAGGCUACUGCUUGUGCGAUACACCUCUCACUGAUGACUGUAGUUUUAUUAUUGGUGGUAUCUGUUAGGUUUUUGUAUUGUUGAUUGUCAUUUAUGCUUAGAAGUAUAUAAUCAUUUGUAGAUUGAAAGAAUGUCUCAUCCUAGGAGGUCUA
Messenger RNA from Oreochromis niloticus (Nile tilapia), 2199 nucleotides. RefSeq names its product cytochrome P450 3A40. The coding region runs from base 261 to 1739 and encodes 492 amino acids. The transcript has 13 exons. Gene Ontology annotation, molecular function: steroid hydroxylase activity; oxidoreductase activity, acting on paired donors, with incorporation or reduction of molecular oxygen; iron ion binding. The record is from RefSeq and is a predicted model, not a curated record. NCBI's taxonomy places the organism in Eukaryota, Metazoa, Chordata, Actinopteri, Cichliformes, Cichlidae.